Molecule: messenger RNA, 687 nt
Organism: Colletotrichum truncatum
Lineage: Eukaryota; Fungi; Ascomycota; Sordariomycetes; Glomerellales; Glomerellaceae
Source: RefSeq, a predicted model, not a curated record
AUGGCCUUCUCUCACCGAAUUACGAGACAUUGGGGCAUCUUUGCCCUCGUCCUCUUAUCAUGGGUUGCUCUGGCCCAUGCCACGCCUAAUCUAAGUGUGCUCAUGCCUCGACAAGUUCAGCAGACGCUCUGCUCAAAUCAGAACACUGCAUCCACCAACGCAAAUUUAAGUAUAUGGCAAACAGGCGGACUCUGUUCAGACUUUUGCCGAGAAAAGAAUGCCGCAUUCGCCGUCGUCCAGUGGCAGUCUUGCUGGUGCUCCGACGUGGCUCCGGCCUCGUCAAGUCAGGCCGAAAUAAGCGACAAGUGCAAUGACAUCUGUCCCGGUUACGAUAUCGAACGCUGCGGCUCGCGGCCGAAUUGGUACGGCUAUAUCCAACUCGCAAAGACCCCUACCAGCACUGCUGGUGGUGGAAGCGACACCACAACCAAGGCCCCGUCAACAACAUCAACAGCCCCUCCGGCCCCUCCCGCUCCUCCAGCUCCUCCCGCUUCAACUACUGUUAAAAUUACGAUAACUGAGACUGAGGCCCCUCAGGAAACGUCGACAUCCAGCUCGAAAACGACGACUUCGUCAACAAUCUCUGUAUGCCUUGCCUCAACAGCCCUAUCACCACGCCGUGCCCGAUUCUUAGUGUUCUCAGAUGAUACAGACAUUGUUUACGGGCGUAUGCUAACCGAAUUUUAG